This is a messenger RNA of Geodia barretti, 687 nucleotides long. NCBI's taxonomy places the organism in Eukaryota, Metazoa, Porifera, Demospongiae, Tetractinellida, Geodiidae. The record is from the annotation of a GenBank genome assembly.
AUGACGGACGUAACCGUGGUCAGGUUCUCGUUUGAGGGGGACAAGUUCGAGAUCCUGGUCAAGCCGGAUCCUGCGCUGGACUACAAGCUGGGAAGGAAGAAGGACAUGUCCGCAGUCAUGGUGUCUGAUGAGAUCUACACCGAUUCUGGCAGGGGAACCCGGGCAUCGUCUGAGAAGAUCCUCAAGGCGUUUGGAACGGAGGAUCGCGCAGAGGUGGCAAGGCGCAUACUGGAGAAGGGCGAUCUCAACCUCACCACGGACCAGAGGCGCAAGAUGAUAGAGGAGAAGCGGAGGCAGCUGGUGACGCACAUCUCCAGAAACUUUGUGGAUCCCAGAUCCCACCUACCCCACCCGCCCCUGAGAAUAGAGCAGGCGAUGAAGGACGCCAAGGUCUCAAUCGAUCCGCACAGGAGCGCAGACGAGCAGGUAAAGGAGACAGUCGAGAAGCUUCGAAGGAUCAUCCCCCUCAAGACAGAGAACCUCGAUCUGGAGAUCGUCGUGCCCGCGCAGUACGUGGCCCGAUCCUAUUCGAUCCUCAAAUCCACCGGACAGCUCAAGCGCGAGGACUGGCUUCCCAACGGCUCCCUAAAAGCAAUACUUGAAAUAUCCGCCGCAGCAAGGCCAACUGUGAUAGACCGAUUGGGCUCGAUUACAAAGGGCACCGCCACGGUGGAGAUGGUUCGCUGA